AACUUAUCCAAGUCUUUUUAAAAAACAAAAUAAUUAAAAUUUACUAAAAAGAUAUUUUUUCCUAAAACACUACGAACAAUGAUAAAUCAAAAAAGUUCAUUACAUUAUUAUUCGGAUGGGGAUAUCUUGAUAACAGUUAAAGGAAUUACGUUUUGCUUGCAUAGAAAUAUUUUAUCACUUUGUUCAAAAGUAUUUCAAGAUAUGUUCAAAUGUGCGAAAGCAAUAACACCGUCCAAAGAAGAAAGUUCAACAGAAAGAAAAUUACCAGAAAUAUCAUUAGAUGAUGAAUCCUCAGAAAAAUUUCAAGAAGUUUUAUCAUAUAUCUAUCCAGGAAAUUAUCAACCAAUAACAUGGCAAAACGUAGCGGGAUUUCUUAAAUUAUCAGAUAAAUAUAUGAUGGAUUCAGUUAUGGAAGCAUCAAAAGUAUUUUUACAACAAUACUUCAGAGAAAAUCCUUUAUUAACUUUAGUAUUAUCAGAACAGUAUGAAUUCAAAGAUUUAUACAAAGAAUCUUCUAAAUUAGUAUUAGACCAAUUACCUGCAUAUCAAAGAUUAACGGGGUUCAAAUUUCUUUCAAGUGAUUCUCGUGCUGCUUUACUUGAAAAACAUAUGGAAUAUACGAAUUCUUUGGGUAGAAUUGACGCUGAAACUUUUGUACCAAGAUUUAAUCAUAUUAAUAAUCAUGUAACAAGGCAUCUAAAGGAUUUUAAACAAAAGUUAAGCCAAGUUAUUAGACAUUUACAAGUCUUGCCAAAUCCACCUCCUUCUAUUACUUAUAAAUUACUUUCUAGUUUGAUAAAAGAGAAUAAUUGUGGAUAUAUUAAUAUUCAGUUUCAUUUACCGCAAAAGUUUAAGAUGUUUUUUGAAAAUUUUGAACCAUUGGAUUGUGAUAAUAUUAAAGACGAACCUGAUUAUUAUAUUUUUAUUGAAUUAGGCGGCAGAAGGGGUGACACGGUAUUUUAUCCACUAUUAAUAAUAUUAAAAUGUUGUAAUUAG
Molecule: messenger RNA, 996 nt
Organism: Rhizophagus irregularis DAOM 181602=DAOM 197198
Lineage: Eukaryota; Fungi; Glomeromycota; Glomeromycetes; Glomerales; Glomeraceae
Source: RefSeq, a predicted model, not a curated record